AUGGGCAUCAUGUUUGAUCAGCAGACAGUCCUAGUGCACAUUUCCCAUACUCUGACAGCAGAACAACAAUUCGGUGCUAAAUGUGCAAAAUGUUGUCGCACCAUCCAUGCAUCUGAUUGGGUAAGGCGUGCACGAGACCAAGUAUACCAUUUGGCUUGUUUUGCAUGCGACGCCUGCAAACGUCAACUAUCCACAGGAGAAGAAUUUGCAUUACACGAAAACAGAGUACUGUGUAAAUUACACUACUUCGAAUCCUUAGACGGCGGAAAUGGAUCUAAUGACGAAAAUGCCGAUCACGACCAGCAACAAAAAGCCAAGACGAAAAGAGUACGAACUACAUUCACCGAGGAGCAACUUCAAGUCCUUCAGGCCAAUUUCAAUUUGGAUUCGAACCCGGACGGACAAGAUUUGGAGAGAAUAGCUCAGAUAACUGGACUUAGCAAACGAGUGACGCAAGUUUGGUUUCAGAAUUCGCGUGCAAGACAGAAGAAAUACCUCAAUAAUCAAGUUAAGAAAGCACACGAAUGCCAUCGUCUCGGAAAGAUGCCAUGGUCAAUGGAAGAAGAAGAAUUACUAGUUGCUGGCGUUCAGAAAUAUGGAACUGGCCACUGGAAGUUUAUUAUAUCAGAUGGAGGACUUUACAAUCGAACACCGCGUGAUCUUUAUGACAAAUGGAAAAAUAUUAAUAAAUAUAAUCAUCUCGAUAUGAUAAAAGCAAGAUUAAAGAAAAGAUAUGUUCAAUAA
Centruroides sculpturatus (bark scorpion) is the source of this 744-nucleotide messenger RNA. RefSeq names its product LIM/homeobox protein Awh-like. The coding region runs from base 1 to 744 and encodes 247 amino acids. The transcript is spliced from 5 exons. Lineage: Eukaryota; Metazoa; Arthropoda; Arachnida; Scorpiones; Buthidae. Gene Ontology annotation, cellular component: nucleus. Gene Ontology annotation, molecular function: DNA-binding transcription factor activity, RNA polymerase II-specific; RNA polymerase II transcription regulatory region sequence-specific DNA binding. Gene Ontology annotation, biological process: regulation of transcription by RNA polymerase II; neuron differentiation. The record is from RefSeq and is a predicted model, not a curated record.